AUGGCGGACAACGGCAGCAUUUUCGAUCCCUCCAUCGAAGAACCGCCCUCCUACUCGCGCUCUGGCUCUCCAACAUUCUCUCCGAAUUUGGCGACAGCCCUUGGUGCCGCUGCCCCUCACCCCAGUGCUUCGAAUUCCGGAGCAUCCAUCCCGCUAUCACCACAGGCGGCCUCCAGCCCGCCCUCGCAGCCCAUACGCAGCAACUCCCCGCCACCAAGCUACCAGCCCGGCCCCUCUUCAGUCGACGGCCGAACCUCCUCCUCCCGACCCGACCCAGCCCAGGAAGGAGAUCGCCGCGUCCUGAAGGAGAUCCUCCGAGCCCACCCCUGGCGCCGCUCGUGGGGCCCCCCGCCCAAGACCGCGCACGACGCGCUGUGCCGCACAGCGCUGCUCGGCAAGCGCGAGAUCCUCCUCGCGCUGCUCGAGGCCGGGGUGGAGAUCCGGUACACGACGCGCUACUCGGCCAGGUGCAGCACCAGCGCUGUGCACGAGGCGCUGCGCGGGCCGGCGCCGGACCUGUGUCUGCUUCUCCUCGACGAGUGCUUCCGGCGCACGGCGGCGCGCGCGGGCGGCUCGGAGCGAGCGGAGCAGGCGGCGCUGGAGCAGGCGCAGUGGAUGCUCGACGCCAGGGAUGGGGCGGGUUGCACCCCGCUCCACCUGGCGGCGGCGGCCGGCGAGACGGCCAUAGUGGAGGAGCUCAUCGGGCGCGGGGCGGAGGUCGAUCCCGUUGACAACCUGCAGAGGACGCCGCUGCACAUGGCGGCGCGGUACGGGCGUGACGAGACAAUACGGGCCUUGUUUGAGGCGGGAGCCGAUCCGGGAAAGGUGAAGGAAGAGCUUUGGGGUGGCAAUCUCUUGGAUCAUGCCGAUCUUGGCAGUUUCCCUUCCAUAUCCAGAUUGCUUCAGGGUAUCCUGCUUGAGAUGGGCGAAUUUGAAGAAUCCCUUCUGGGGGCAAGUGAUGAUAUAGCUGAGCCUGGUGCUGCUAUGGCAAUUAAUCAGCGAAGAUCGCAGGCCAUUCGGCCUCUCAAGUCUGCCGAUAAAGCACCUUCAGGAGGGCUCGAGAUCAAGGCAUACGCACGAGACUCGAUCUUCAAGUUCCCCAAGAGCAAGCAAGUAUGGCGACCUAGGAAGGCGCCUGACAGCCUCUUGACUAACCCACUCUAUCUACACUGGAAAGCCGAGUUGGAGAAGAUCCGCGCUGAGCACCAGGCACAGAAAGAGAGAAACAGGCUGCGGGAACUCGCUUUGUUUGGUCCUACGAGCGCACAAGGACCUUGA
Thyridium curvatum is the source of this 1278-nucleotide messenger RNA. RefSeq lists its product as uncharacterized. Lineage: Eukaryota; Fungi; Ascomycota; Sordariomycetes; Thyridiales; Thyridiaceae. Gene Ontology annotation, molecular function: protein binding. The record is from RefSeq and is a predicted model, not a curated record. The transcript has a single exon. The coding region runs from base 1 to 1278 and encodes 425 amino acids.